Capronia coronata CBS 617.96 is the source of this 621-nucleotide messenger RNA. RefSeq lists its product as uncharacterized. The coding region runs from base 1 to 621 and encodes 206 amino acids. The record is from RefSeq and is a predicted model, not a curated record. Lineage: Eukaryota; Fungi; Ascomycota; Eurotiomycetes; Chaetothyriales; Herpotrichiellaceae. The transcript has a single exon.
AUGCUUCCAUCCAUCAUCUUCUUGAUAGCCGUUCUCCUCCCUGCACUGUCUGCUCUUCCAACUCAGGACGCCGGCGAUGUUGCCGACAACCCCAUGUAUUCCGAGCCACCAUCAUGCCCUGGAACUCUCCCAUCGAUGCCCGACUUUGAAUUUCCCCAUCUGAUCAUCCCCAUCUCGUCCAGUAACCCGGAUACUGCAUACUCAAACACCCUGACUCCUUUCGUCACCGCCGGAGAUAUAUCUGAGAUCUUCAACUUUGACAUUCCCGAAAGCCGCAACGGGCAGCGCUGUUUGAUUCAGUUCUUCUUCCCACACCUGGACCAGCUGAGCACAUCCUUUUUCCAGCUCCGUGGCUUUGGAACCUAUAGCUUCUCCGAGUCACCUCUUGGAGACGGCGCAAUCGAGGGCAACACCACGUUCAAUGCUCGACCGUUGGCGGCGUACGUUCACGGCUUCCCCAAGGCAGUCAGCAUGCAACCGGGAAAUGCGUACACGAUUGGGACCACUCUGUGCGUGCCGGGCAGGAUCAGCCUGACGAUGAGUAGCUCCGACAGCAAUCUGGCGUGGUUUCAAGACUUCAACCCGUGUCCUAUUGGGCUGUUCAUUACAUACUCGCCAUAA